AUGCUGGAGCUAAGAAUAGAGAAAUAUGCUGUUUUUGUCGACAAGGUUGAGAGUGUUCGACAGCGAAUAGCGCAGUUGAGCCGCUGGCCACCAUCCCCAGUAUUAAUGGAAUAUAAGGAUGUGCGCAUUUCACCACGUUAUCUUGUUCUCACAACAACGUUUCCUGUAGAUGUAGAGUUGCGACCUUUACAACAUUCAAUGACAGAAGAAGAUGCACGUGUGGCGUUGCAGGGAAUUCUUCGAGCACUGUACGCUCUUCACAGUCGACAUAUCGUGCAUGGACAUCUCCGCUUGGAAACACUUCGCGUACAUCCACAGAGUGGAAAUAUUAUACUAACACAUCAUGUACUUCCCAUAGAUUUGUUUGUACCCUCCAGUGAUGUUGGGCGAGAAGCUUGGCACUGUUGUGCCCCAGAGAUAAAGCGUAACUCUGCUUUUGAUUAUAGUGCGGAUAUAUGGGCUCUGGGAGCUGUGUUUAUGCAAUUGGUGGCUCCAGCUGGAAAAGUGUAUGAGACUGAAGAUCUGCUCGAAGUGGAUGUUCUCUCACCGGAUGUAAUGUCGUUGAGUCCAUCUGCGGUUAGUUUCGUCGUACAGUGUUUGAAUGAAGAGGCAGAAGCUCGUCCUACGGUGGCGGAACUUCUUAUGCAUCCUUUUCUCACAGAUAAGCAAGAGUGGCCUGAUAGCUAUGAAAGUGGGAGCGAUGAUACAGGUGAAGAGGUGUGA
This is a messenger RNA of Trypanosoma theileri, 723 nucleotides long. RefSeq names its product protein kinase. The transcript has a single exon. Gene Ontology annotation, cellular component: cytoplasm. Gene Ontology annotation, molecular function: ATP binding; protein serine/threonine kinase activity. The record is from RefSeq and is a predicted model, not a curated record. NCBI's taxonomy places the organism in Eukaryota, Euglenozoa, Kinetoplastea, Trypanosomatida, Trypanosomatidae. Gene Ontology annotation, biological process: protein phosphorylation. Bases 1 to 723 code for a protein of 240 amino acids.